GACUACAGAUGGAAGAUGACUGUUAAGCCUUUUGAGAUGGAUCGGAUCAUCUUCUGUGUCUUUUUGGAGGUUGACUACAAGAUUUUCAAGAAGAAAAUGGGCGAAUUUUUCCCUCUAGAUGAUGCUAAUGAAGAUGGGACUAAGCUGAAUGAAGAGACAGGAUUGGAACAAGAAAGCCAGCCUCCAUCUCCCACAAAGAGCAAAGCAGAGCAGCCUGAGGACCUGCAAGAUGAUGCUAAAGGUGAUAACAGCACAGAGGAGAAGCAAAACACCGAGGAAAUGGAGGCCCAGAGUGGAAAAGCAGAGGAGACGAAACCUUCAGCUGUAGCCAGCCUAUCAUCAUCAGAAGAAAUAGAGCUGAGUGAGGAUAAAGACUCCCUCAAAGACUCCAAAGGCACACAGGAGAAUGACCCAGCAUAUCCCAUGGGGUGCGAUCAAGAUGAAGCCAAAGGACAACAGGAGGAUUUAGCAGAGGAGGAGAUGAAAACUGGGGCAGAUGCCCAAACCUCCUGCAUGGAAAUAGAAGAGCCAUUGUUGAACCAAGAAGAAACAACAGAGGUCGAGAUGCCUUUGAUUCGUGGUGCAGAGGAAAAAGAAGAAGGAGGAAAAGAAGAAGGAGGAGGGAUGCAAGAGAAAGAGGAAACAUCUGCAGAGCCUAUGAAAGUUGACCCCGCGUGUGAAGCGGCAGACGUUUCAAAUAAGGAUGAUGAAAUGAAUAGUCAAGUUGAAAGUAUAAAUGAUCCUAAGGAAACAGAGAGGGAAGCUUAAGUAACAGGAAGGAUGCAGGAGAGGAGAGACCCGAGGAAACCAGACGGGCAGGCGCUGACAUCCUAUGGCAUCAUUCUUGGCAGAAAAGAGCACGCAGAGAUGCUCCACGGGUUGGGAGGGAGGGAGCUUUGGGGGAAUGACUCUUUGCUUUAAUUUCUCUUUGUUCUUCAUUGCAUUUCGUUCUGUAAGCCUGUUAGAAAGAAACAUGAGUUCCGAGUUCUAACAAUGUUUUGCAAUUAUCCCUGCAAUUACAACAGUUUCUUCUGAACUGUGGUCCCUGUCUUAUAUUGGGUCUCUUUUCCUCCUGCGUUGUAUCAUGAGUAGCCUGUUUCCAGGCCCACCCCUUUUCUAGCAUCUUUAUCUUGUUUCCCAGUUGCAGUACUGUCUGCAGGCAACCUCUAGGAGCCAGAUUUCUCCUUCCCCUGCUUCCAUUUUUUUAACUCUUCCCUAGGAUAUAAAUGGAAAUCUUCUUUGAGAACAUGAGCUGCCACAAAGGAUUAUAAUCUGCACACACUGAUAAACAACCGCCCUCCUUGUGCUAGAGAUUUGAAACACUAGAUGCUCCAGAAUCUCAGAGAUAUUGAUACAGACAGCCCUGCACGUUGCCCACCUCCAGGCUUGUCGAUGGGCAGCUCCUGCCGGCACCACACAGCAGGUCACCAUGUCCAAACCCUCGCUGCUAGAAGAGGCCGGAUUCCCUUGAGUCUGUGCUAGAAGCAGAGUUUGCACAUUAACUCAAUCAUCCCAAUGCCUCAGGAUCGCCUGAGGCUCUGUCCUUUCCCUUUCCCUUUGGAAUGAGAAAGCUAAACUAUGACCAGCCUGCACUGUGCCAUCUCCUUCUGUGGGUCCUACACAUGAAUAACUCACUGGGCCUUGAGCAAAUCGUUCCUGCUCUUUCCCAGAAAAUCAGUGCUGAAAGUAUGAGCUGUAGGUAUGGGUAGGCAACAGAUACUUCCUCGAUCCUGCAAGUGACAGAGGAUAACAGGCACUCUGCAUUCAAGGCAUCUUUAAAUACAGCUCCCGGCUUUAACAACUUCACACCGUAUCUUGUGUGAGCCCUCAUUAUAUCUUCUACUGCAUAUGCAUGAUCUCUUCCCUUUUUUUUAAUUUUUACAAAAAAGCAAUUAGCAGCUAUUUUGUCUCACCAUAUGUCAAUUGUUCUGCCAGCAAAUGCUGCGCUGAGAUUUUUAGAAAAGGAACAAAAGGGUUUCACAUACAUUUCCCAACCGUGCUGUAACCAGAACCGAUAGACAGUACACUCUGGGGAAGAGCACACAACCCGUGUCCAGGUUGUUUUAAAAUGUGGCUGAUAAUUUGAUCAUUACAUAAGAAAUUUAAUUGAUAUGUUCUUUUUUUUUCCCCAAAUAUGCAUGAAUCCCAAAAUAGUUGUUUACUACCUGCCCAAAACAAAAAAAGAGGGGAGGGAAGUAAAAACCAAGGUAAUAUGUAGCUCUAUCCUCCUGUGAUGUGGGUUUAUCCCAGCUAGAUUUGGUGAUAAAUCAUCUUCUGGUGUAACAGCAAGUCAAAUGUGGCCAUAAUGCACCUAGCACUGGCUACAACAGUUGAUGGCUCCCAUCAGCAGCAGGUUAGUUAGAAAGGGUGUCAUGACAAACAAGGAUUAGAAAGGGAAGCAAGAAAAGCCCCAGAUUUCACUUGGAGAGUACAGCCCCUGAAAAGGCAGCCCCCUGCUUCCUUAUGUGUAGUUCCACCACGUUUGCUUGUGGUGGGAUCAGAAGAGUAUUUCUAUGUGCCAGCUCCUGUGGUAUUUUAACCCAGGUGGCACUUGUGCUACAGAAGAUCUUGAGGAACCUCAUCAUCACAUAUUUGUCCUGGAGAUGAAUGAAUGUAUAACUCUGAAUUAGAUUGACUGUGGAAGGAGUAAAAGAGCUGGUAUAAAAUCCUAUAAAUUGGGUUUAUGAUACUGUUAAAUUUACCUAAAUUUGCUAAAUACCACUCCUCUGGCCCUUGUCCUCCUCAGUGGGAGACCUUGCAUGUAGUACAUCUGCAUGGGUGCAUCCUGUAUGUUCCUGUAUAUUUUCCACAGUGGUUAACUUUGAUUGAAACAGCUUGUCCUAAUGUGUGGGGCAGGAGGGGAUAAAUAACCUCGGGAGGAAGGGGAGUAAAUGCACUGGGCAUCUGUCCUCUCAAUUCCCAUUUUGUGCUAUGGGAAGACCAGGACUGCAGGGCUCCCUCUAUGUAGGUAAGUGAGGGAAUUAAGCCUGCAGGGUGGGAAAUGAACUGGGCAAGCUCAACUUUGAGCUGUGUGAUAUGUUGAGGAGAUCCAAGGUGGGUAGAUCAUCAGGUGCAUCACAUCAGACACUAAUCCCUGACAGUAAUUUCAUUACACUUUUCAUUUCAUCUUGGUCUUCAAACAGCAGUGAGUCUUUGAAACCAUGAACCAAGGAUGGAGCAUCAAAGCAUGAAGCCCAGGUAGGAAGUGUAAAGCAAGCAAACGUAGGAGUUGAUAAAGUCUAUACAGGACAAUUUGCAGCUGUGUCUGUAGGUAUUUUUCUUCAGGUGUGUUUUGCUUUGAGGUGUGGGGGGUUUUCACUAGUCAUAAAGUGAGUAUAGUUUGGCAGCAUGAAUUCUUCAGCUGAGUUAGUAGUUGGGGCUGGAGCUGUGCCCCUCGAUGCAGUCUCCACCAUUCUUGCUGGAGCUGCAGAGAUGCAGGGAGAUGAUUCUAUGGAAGAGCAAGAUUCAUAUCAAAUCACCCCACAGGGACUGAUACCAAGGAUUUUGUUUUAAACCCAAGAUGUGUUUGCAGUAGGUGGCGUAAAGGAGCUAGCAACCCUUUGGUGCUGAUGUUUGCAUACAGAGUAUCAGGCUCUGCUUGAUGGUUGUUUCUCCUAUGUCUGGAAGCACUCAUCCCUACCAUUAGGCACAAUAUUCCUCAGGCUGUGACUGCUGCAAUGAGGAAUGGGUUUCCUUCCACACAGACAUCCAAAGGGGAUGUUUGAGAGAGUCUGUAAUAACAGGUCACACGUUUGCUGCAACUAAUUGUCAAUCUUCCUCUAGAGCACUGAGAAAGCUUCUCUGUGAAUUAACACUGUUCUGCUUAAGGCACUUGAAUAAAAAUAUAAUUAAAACAACAACAACCACAAAGACUUUUCUCUAUAUGCUGUGCAUGCCGGCUUUGCUUUUGGAAUUACAAACUUAACAGAGUAUGCAGAUCUAUUUUCUUGGGGAAUAAGGGGGUUUUUUCAUAUGGUUCAUCCAGGAUUUGCCUUACCCUGACAUUUGUGAUAUAAAGGAACAUUUUAAGAAAAUAAUAAUUAAA
This is a messenger RNA of Neopsephotus bourkii (Bourke's parrot), 4045 nucleotides long. RefSeq names its product ADP-ribose glycohydrolase MACROD2-like. Bases 16 to 768 code for a protein of 250 amino acids. NCBI's taxonomy places the organism in Eukaryota, Metazoa, Chordata, Aves, Psittaciformes, Psittacidae. The record is from RefSeq and is a predicted model, not a curated record. The transcript has 12 exons.